AUUCUUUUACUCGGAGACUUCACGAAGCAGUGCUUAAAUUGGGCUUCCUGUGUCAUAUCGUGAUUAAAUUUGAGAGGGCAGUUUUCCUGUUUGUGUGUUUUAGUGUUUGUCCUGAUCCUACUUCCGUAGUUUCUGCUAAGAGUCAGUUUUAUCUUUCAGUACUUCACUAAGUUGCCAUGGCAAAGUGUUUCCUAGUGACAGGAGGGUGUGGCUACAUUGGCAGUCACUGUAUAGUUGAGAUGAUUUCUGCUGGCUAUGAUGUUGUUAUCGUUGAUAACCUGUCAAAUUCUGAUCCUGGUAGGAGUUGUUCCCCUGAAUGUGUAAGAAAAGUGGAAGAAAUAACUGGCAAAAGCAUUCCUUUCUAUAAAGAUGAUUUAUUAAAUAAAGAAGCGGUAGACAAAAUCUUCACUAAGCAUAAAUUUCUUGGUGUUCUUCACUUUGCCGGUUUCAAAGCUGUUGGAGAAUCAGUGAAAAUCCCAUUAAAAUACUAUCACAACAACCUGACCGGUACUCUACAUUUACUUCAGUGUAUGCAAGAGCAUGGUGUCUGUAACAUGGUAUUCUCUUCAUCGGCAACUGUCUAUGGAAAUCCACAGUUUCUUCCAAUCACAGAAUAUCAUCCUGUUGGGGGAUGCACCAACCCCUAUGGUAAAACUAAGUAUUUUAUUGAAGAAAUGCUUAAAGAUCUUUGCUUUGCUGAAAAGAAUUGGAAUGUUGUAUCAUUAAGGUAUUUCAAUCCUGUUGGUGCUCAUGUUUCAGGGAAAAUAGGAGAAGAUCCGAAGGAUAUACCAAACAACCUUGUCCCAUACAUCACACAAGUCGCAGUCGGCAAACGACCUCAUCUUAAUGUCUUUGGUAAAGACUAUGACACUCCUGAUGGUACAGGUGUGAGAGACUAUAUCCAUGUGGUAGAUCUUGGUCUUGGUCAUGUUGCUGCAUUGAAGAAACUGGAAGAGAAUUGUGGAUGGAAGGUCUAUAACCUGGGUACUGGAAAAGGCUACUCUGUGUUGGACAUGGUUAAAGCUCUGGAGAAAGCUUCUGGUAAAGAGAUUCCAUACAAGUUUGCUGAGCGCAGAGCUGGUGAUGUAGCCUCUGUGUAUGCUGACCCAGCACUAGCAGAAAAGGAGUUAAAAUGGAAGGCAAUAAGAGAACAGGAUGAGAUGUGUGCUGAUUCUUGGAGAUGGCAAAUGCAAAAUCCAGAUGGUUAUCGAUAAUCACUUCACAUAGCGCAAGAAUUCUUACUUGAAUUUGUAGUCAUUUAACUCAAUACAUACUUAAGUUAAUAGGUCGGUAUAAAAUGAAGAUUUGGUUAUAAUUUUAUGUUAAAAAAUUAAUGUAAAAUAAUUAUAUGUUACAGUACUUGUCAAUAGCAUGUGCAUAAUCAUUGUUGCAUUGAAGAAGAUUUUGAUGGACAUCAAGCAAAAGUUCUCCAAAGUUUUCAAGGGGACAUGCCUAUGGAAUGUCAUGGAAAUACAAUGUCAUUUCAACAAAUAUUCUCCUUCACAGUUUCCUAUGCCAUCUUGAAAGGUAGCCUUGCCCUUGCAUCAAAGCGAGACCAAUGGUGAGCUUGCAAUGAUAGAAACGUGAAUAAUAAUAUUGUCCAAGGUGUUAAAAAAGGACUAUCAUUGCAAGCUCACCAUUCGCCUCACUUCAAUGCAAGGGCAUGGCUACCUUUCAAGAUGGCACAGGGAACCACGAAAGGGACUAUCAUACAAUUUUGCACAUGUGAUCAAUUGGGAAGCACUGUUGCAUAAAUACAUCUGGUGCAUAAGAUUAAGUAUUUUAAUUAACAAUUAUUUUAAGCACAAAUCCCUUGAUAAACAAAGAUUUAAUGAUCUAUCCUUAGGCUGUACAAGCAUGAUCUCUUUAGUGUUAAGAAAUUAUAUGUUUCCAAGAAAAAAGGUACAUCAGAUACAUCAUUCAUUAUCACCAUCACAGAGCUUACCCCUCGUUUUUAUCAGUAGCAAAAAUCGGCAAUAAAAAAGUAAUCUGGUGCUACAAAACUGUUUAGCAAAACAUUUUGGUUACUGCGAUACAGUUCUUAUGCAAAUCGUACUCUAACUGAAUUGACAAAACUGACUGUUUACUACUUACACAUGGUAAGAGAUGCCACGGCACAAGGCAAACUGAAAUCAACUCAUCUAGCAAAUAUGGUAAUGUUAAGUUGUAUUUUGGGAAUUUCAGUGAAAUAAACUUAAUUGGUAAUUUACA
Messenger RNA from Actinia tenebrosa (Australian red waratah sea anemone), 2211 nucleotides. RefSeq names its product UDP-glucose 4-epimerase. Gene Ontology annotation, molecular function: UDP-glucose 4-epimerase activity. NCBI's taxonomy places the organism in Eukaryota, Metazoa, Cnidaria, Anthozoa, Actiniaria, Actiniidae. The record is from RefSeq and is a predicted model, not a curated record. Gene Ontology annotation, cellular component: cytosol. Gene Ontology annotation, biological process: beta-D-galactose catabolic process via UDP-galactose, Leloir pathway.